Molecule: messenger RNA, 1451 nt
Organism: Brachypodium distachyon (stiff brome)
Lineage: Eukaryota; Viridiplantae; Streptophyta; Magnoliopsida; Poales; Poaceae
Product: very-long-chain (3R)-3-hydroxyacyl-CoA dehydratase PASTICCINO 2A
Exons: 9
Coding region: 54-848 (264 amino acids)
Biological process (GO): very long-chain fatty acid biosynthetic process; fatty acid elongation; sphingolipid biosynthetic process
Cellular component (GO): endoplasmic reticulum membrane
Molecular function (GO): 3-hydroxyacyl-CoA dehydratase activity
Source: RefSeq, a predicted model, not a curated record
CCAACCGUCAGUUGGAUCGAAGAAAUCAAUUAAGCCACUGUAUAUAUUCGUGCAUGCCAUAUGAUCGAUCGAUGCUUAAAAUCAAGAACAUCAAUUGUACAAUAGCAGCUUCUUCUUCCUCCUUGGUCGAUCUCUACCUGCAAACUGCCAUAUACAGCUCUGCAAUGGCGGCGCUGCGGCGGCUCUACCUCUCUGUCUACAACUGGGCCGUCUGCUUCGGAUGGUCGGUCAGCUGGAUGCUCUGUUCCUGGAAGGUGCAGGUGUUGUAUAAUGCAGCAUCGGCGUUGCUGGAGAGCAGGCAUGAUGCUGUCUACCCCGCCGUCGAGCGGCCGCUGCUGUUUGCGCAGACGACCGCCUUCUUGGAGAUUCUUCAUUCCAUUCUAGGGUUUGUGAGGUCUCCGAUCUCUGUGACUCUUCCACAGAUCAGUGGAAGGCUGUAUGUUACCUGGGGCAUCUUGUGGAGCUUUCCUGAGACACAUUCUCACAUUCUUGUUACUUCCUUGAUCAUAAGCUGGUCCAUCACCGAGAUCAUCAGAUACUCUUUCUUUGGUAUGAGGGAGGCAUUUGGGUUUGCACCUUCCUGGCUCCUAUGGCUUAGGUAUAGCACAUUUCUGGUAUUCUAUCCUAUUGGCUUGAUCAGUGAGGUGGGCCUCAUCUAUGUUGCCAUGCCUUCUAUGAAGGCAUCCGAGAAAUACUGCUUUAGGAUGCCCAACAAAUGGAACCUCUCUUUCGACUACCGCUAUAUGUCGGUUCUUCUUACGGCUCUCUACGUUCCAGGGUUUCCAUAUUUGUUCCGCUAUAUGGUCGCUAAGCGGGAGAAGGCCUUAUCCAAGACAAAAACUGCAUAAUUCUCCAAUUUCUGUACCCACUGUCGACUGUGAUUCUGAAUGCACGUUUAGUUUUGUGCAAUCAAGUUAAAGCUGGUAAAACGUGGAAUUAGUUAGUGGGUCCCUUAGUUAGUAUCAGAAUAAGAACUCCCUCCAUGAAUUCCUAAUGGUGUGCUGUACCAUUCAAAGACCACUAGCUUUCUCCAUAUAUGGAUAAAUACUACUACUAGUAUCAAGAUGUACUGGAUAUAUAUAGAUCGAUGGUUAAAAGCUGGACGAUUUUCUGUGCUGACAAGCUUCAGGUUUAUUACUCUGCAGUUAGUGUUCUUAACUAUCUUAAAAGAAUGAGCUGAAAUGGAAGGCGGAUAAAUAUAUAUCAGUGAUAGGAUAAACCAGUUUGCAUCUGCAGGCUUGAUUUGUUGCGUUGUGCAGUUGGUAUGCUGUGCCUUUCCAUCUAUCCAAGAACUGGUGAAAAGGCGUCUCCUCUUUUCGCCUGCUAGUGCACUUUUCUUCUGUAGUUUUUAUGUGUAGCCUUUUCCAGAUUGUCCAGUUGCACUAUAUGUAUGCGUCAAUGUGUAUGUGUGUGUAUCAUCCUAAUCCUAACAACUACAAGUGUCACAUGUA